Messenger RNA from Salpingoeca rosetta, 1288 nucleotides. RefSeq lists its product as uncharacterized. The record is from RefSeq and is a predicted model, not a curated record. Gene Ontology annotation, molecular function: protein-tyrosine sulfotransferase activity. Gene Ontology annotation, biological process: peptidyl-tyrosine sulfation. Gene Ontology annotation, cellular component: Golgi apparatus. Lineage: Eukaryota; Choanoflagellata; Craspedida; Salpingoecidae. The coding region runs from base 44 to 1078 and encodes 344 amino acids. The transcript has a single exon.
GCACCACUUCACCAAGCACCAAAAGCACCAAACACGAAGCACCAUGGCCAGCCAAGACGACGUGCAGCCCGUGUUCCUGAUUGGAUGCCAGCGGAGCGGUUCCAACCUCCUUCAGCUUCUGCUGUCUUUGCACGAUAAGGUCGCAGCACCCCAUCCUCCCAAGUACCUCGACGAGGUUCUCCCGCGCGUUGUUGACGAGUCUCGCCUCCAAGAUGACGCCACCUUUGAGGCAUUUGUCUCACUCUCCCGCAACAUCGUGCGCGCCAAUCCUGUGCCCUGGGAGAGCAUGGAUGGGGUGAGCACGCAGGAGGUUCUCGAGGCAUGCGCUGAACGCAGCGUGAUGGGUGUCUUCGAUGCCCUCAUGAACACCAACGCCAUUCAAGGCGGCUGCACCAAGUGGAUCUGCAAGGCCAUGAACUACUCCAAGCACGCCGACAAGCUUGUCGACUACUACGGAAGCCGUGUCAAGUUCAUCUACCUCUACCGCGACCCUCGUGAGGUGGCCCUGUCCUUCACCAAGGCUAUCGAUGGUGAGAAGCACGUGUACGCCAUCGCCAAGAAAUGGGCCAAGCUGCAGGACCACGUGCAACACGUGCUGCAGACCUACCCCAAACAAGUCAUCAAGGUUUCGUACGAGGAGCUGACAGCAGACCCAGACUCAACGCUGCAGCGCCUCUGCACCUUCCUCGGCUUCAAGUUCAACCCAACCUACCGCCAGGACUUUGCGCAGAGCGAGGAGGGGCGCAAGCGGGCCGCAGCGUCCGAGAUGUGGCGCAACCUGGCACAGGGUGAAAUCUUGGCAACGAACACCGAGAAGUACAAGAAGCAGCUCACGGAGGACCAGAUCAAGAUUGUGGAGCGAGUGACCAAGGAGCACCUGCUCGGCCUCGGCUAUUCCUUGAUGUUUCCAGCCAGCGUGGAUACGCCCUUCUCCACCGAGGAAGUCGGCGCGUACGAGGAGGAGAAUGCCGCACUGAAGGAGUCGGUCCUGGCCAAGAGCGACCCAGAAGACGUGCGUCGUCGCCAAGCUCUCAAGAGCCUCUACGAGAGCAUCCCGGCCACCCUUGGCAUGCAGUGAUCUCCUGUUUUGGGGUUGUCUGUCUUUCUACAUGUAUGUGUGUGUGUGUGUGUGUAUGCGCGCGUGCACCUUGAGUGGGCCAUGCAAGCAUGCACGGAUCACGAAUCCCUGCGACUUGCAUUAAUGUCGAAAAACUGUCGAGUAAAUUCUAGAUUUGUUGCAUUCCACAUGAAGUCAGUCAGGUCUUAUUACAAAUUGUGUAUUCGAUCA